UCGCCCAAGCCAUGGUGCUUCUCCAGGCAGUGGGAAUCCUCCAGGCAGUGGGAAUCCUCUGGUUGGCAGCAGUCUUCCCGGACGGGACCAUCAACGAGAUUAUUCAAGCAGCAAGGCCGUUUGGGACAGUCGUGCCCGCGGUCUGCUUGGUUUCACCCCCAUCGACCAUAGUAAAGGCAUCAGCUCCCAGCGUCCAGUGCACCCUGAACAGGCCCCUACGAAGGACGACGUCCCACAACAAAGCUCCAACGAUGCAGAUAAGAAGUUGCGAACUCGAAUGGUCGAAUUGCUCCUCAAAAUCAUGGAAGACGCAAUAUCCAGCCAGAGAGAUAGCGCCUUGAAAUCCAAGCCAGGAGCCGAAGCUCCUAGCGAAAAAGCAAAGUCUGAGACCCUUGAUAAGAAUAACUCGGAAGCCAAGGCAUCAAACAGCAAUACUUCAGCUGGGGUAGACGCAAAUCCUCCACGAAAUAACCUUUAUGACAGCUCCAUCAGAGAUUUCACACUUGAAGGAGAUGACGCGCAGCACAAAAAAACCAAUUCUGAGCCUUCAAGCAGUCCAGAACCCAUGUUCACUCUCGAGUUAAAGCAGCGCAGAAACAGUGAGAAUGCCCCUGCAUGCCUGCUUGAAGACCUGAACUUGAGAUACGGACUGCAGAGAUUCGACGGCAGCAACGAACCAAAUCAUCGACCUAACCGUGAAGACGCCUCCAUCGGAGAUCUCGCUUUUCAGGGAGAUGACGAGCAGCCUGCUGCGCCGAGAGGACCCUGGGCGUUGACGCAACAACGACCUCAGCAUCAAGAAUCUUCCUCUGAACCCUCAAGGAGCUCAGAACGCCGGUCCAUUCUCGAGUCAAGGCAGCGCAGCAACAAGAUUCAAUGGCAGCAAGGAACCCAGCGACCCUGGCGAAAGUAGCGAAACUUCAAGUUCCGAAAUGCUUUUCCUUCGCCGCCCUAGUGCACUUCGACGAGUGAGCGCCGACCAAAAGCCCCUCAAAACCCUGGUGAGCAAUGCGGAGGCCUACGGAAAGUCGAGUUUUCGAACAUUUCCUCCUCCGGCAAGGCCGUCUGUAUCACCGGCUUGCAACCGUUUCACGAGGAAUCCAGGAGUUGACUCUCAGUGUACGCCCUCCUAGUUGAGCUGGUUUGGGGUCGUUGUCUAAUGGGUUAUGUCUUUUAUACUAUCAUUAUAUCCCUUGGUUUUGCU
This is a messenger RNA of Aspergillus candidus, 1204 nucleotides long. RefSeq lists its product as uncharacterized. Lineage: Eukaryota; Fungi; Ascomycota; Eurotiomycetes; Eurotiales; Aspergillaceae. The record is from RefSeq and is a predicted model, not a curated record. The coding region runs from base 278 to 913 and encodes 211 amino acids. The transcript has 4 exons.